Messenger RNA from Drepanopeziza brunnea f. sp. 'multigermtubi' MB_m1, 507 nucleotides. RefSeq lists its product as uncharacterized. NCBI's taxonomy places the organism in Eukaryota, Fungi, Ascomycota, Leotiomycetes, Helotiales, Drepanopezizaceae. The record is from RefSeq and is a predicted model, not a curated record.
AUGCCUCACAUCACCAACACCAGCACGAUCCACAAGUGCAUCGGCAAGACCGGCGGCGUAACGAUCAAGAACAAAGAUGGGACGGUAAAGAGCUUCAUCAAAGCCGGGAACUGCAGGCCGACCACGACCGGCUGGUGCGCCGUCCACGAGCACUUCUGCGCACGUCACGACUGGGUCUACUCUAAGAAAGACCAGUGCGUGAUGUGCCAGGGGGAGAAGAGGGCGAAGGCGGAAGCUUGGGAGCGGAACAAGCACAGGAAGCAGAGGACGCACGACGAGCCUAGGGCUGAGGACGAGAACGCGCCCGGAGGGGUAGGGGCAGAGGCGGCUGCUAGUAUGGGCACGGGUGUGGAUACGGCGCCGAAGAGAACGCCCGCGAAGAGGGGCCACGUCGGGUAUACAAGUACGAAGAAAAUGGUGCAGCGGAUUCGGGAGGAGAACAAGAGGGAUAAGGCCAGAGCACACAGGCGAGGGACGGAUCCGGAGGCGCCUGGGGGUGGGGAAUGA